CGUGACGGGCUCUGUGGUCACGUGGUGUGCCGGUCAGCUGACUGGCGUCUUCCGGGUUGCCGGUCGGUGUUUACCUUCAGAGCGGCUCCUUGUCGUGUGUCCUGCGGCUGGACUCGAGGUGAAGCUCCGGUCUUUGUGUUGGACCGACGGGCCGAAGUAUCUGCAGUCGUUCUCCCCAACACCUGGAAACACCUGGAGACACCUGGAAACACCUGGAGACACCUGGAGACACACGCUGAUCCUUUAAGUAAGGUACAGCCAUGAACGCUUCGGAGAGUGACGACGACUCCUAUAACGAGAGGACGGCGUUGGUCCCGUCUGAGAAUCCAGCGGUGCCGUCCUACAGACCAGAUCCUGACCUCACCCCCCCCAAUGACACACCAUCCAAAAGGCCUGGGGCGAGCAGGAGGGGGGGUCCGGCUGCCGUGGACGGCGGUGGCGGCGGAAGCUCGGAUCAGGAGGUGGAUGCAGACGAUGAGGAGCUGACUCUGAAGUACGGCGCCAAGCACGUCAUCAUGCUGUUCAUCCCCGUCACCCUGUGCAUGGCGGUGGUGGUCGCCACCAUCAAGUCGGUCAGCUUCUACACCGAGAAGACCGACCAGCAGCUGAUCUACACGCCGUUCACGGAGAACACCCCGUCUGUCGGCCGCCGGCUCCUCAACUCCGUCCUCAACACCAUCAUCAUGAUCAGCGUCAUCGUGGUCAUGACCAUCUUCCUGGUCGUCCUCUACAAGUAUCGCUGCUACAAGUUCAUCCACGGCUGGCUCAUCCUGUCCUCCCUCAUGCUGCUCUUCUGGUUCAGCUUCAUGUACCUGGGCGAAGUGUUUAAGACGUACAACCUGGCGGUGGACUACCCGACGGUGGGGGUGAUCAUCUGGAACUUUGGGGCUGUGGGGAUGAUCUGUAUUCACUGGAAGGGCCCCCUCCAGCUGCAGCAGGCCUACCUGAUCCUCAUCAGCGCCCUCAUGGCCCUCGUCUUCAUCAAAUACCUGCCCGAAUGGUCAGCCUGGGUCAUCCUGGGAGCCAUCUCCGUCUACGACCUGGUGGCCGUCCUGUCUCCUAAAGGUCCUCUCAGGAUGUUGGUGGAGACGGCUCAGGAGCGCAACGAGCCCAUCUUCCCCGCCCUCAUCUACUCCUCUGCCAUGAUGUGGACGGUGGGGAUGGCGAGCCCGACGGACGCUCAGCACUCCGGACACGAAACAGACGAGGAGGCGGAGCAGAGCAGCAGGGGGGCGGAGCCUGAGAGCCGACAGUCCCGGUCGUUUCCAGAAGACGACCUGGAGGAGGACAGAGGGGUGAAGCUUGGCCUCGGUGAUUUCAUCUUCUACAGCGUCCUGGUUGGAAAAGCUGCAGCGACCGGUGGAGACUGGAACACGACGCUCGCCUGCUUCGUCGCCAUUCUUAUUGGUCUUUGCCUCACUCUGCUGCUGUUGGCCAUCUUUAAGAAAGCUCUGCCGGCGCUGCCCAUCUCCAUCACCUUCGGCCUGGUCUUCUACUUCUCCACAGACUUCCUGGUUCAGCCCUUCAUGGACAACCUGGCUGCUCACCAGUUUUACAUCUGACAGAAAGCCCCGCCCCCCUCACCUUCCUCCUCCUCCUCCUCCUCCUCGUUAUCUUACUCGUUAUCCUGCAGGGCCGCCGCCAUCUGUUGAUGUAAUGCACAAAGACCACUUCCUGCGCAGGCCUUCUACCUGUCUUUAUAAGUCUGUUUGGGGAACAUGAUGCACUAACCAAACCACAGGAAGUGAUGUAAUGCAGACAGGGGAAACUGGCGUGGGUGUUAGAAGGUGAUGGCGGCAGCAGCUUACCUGGUUGUCUCUGCUCAGGUGUGUUUCGGAUCACCUGCUGACUAAUAGUUUAAAGGAACGAUCCGCCUUGAAUCCUGUAACUCAUGUCUGUAGAGUCUCAGUCACGUUUCUGAAGGGACGACUUGCAUUUAACACUCGCUGUGAUGUUUGUAGCUACUGCACCCAGAAACCCCCGCGGCUGCGUGUGAUUGGCUGACGCUCCUGUCAGUCAAAGCAGACACGCCCCCACAACAUUCCUGUUUAUAAUCUGAAGAUUCACUCUGGUCCUGCUGGGACGGGCAUUAAGGUCGUUAUUGACUUCAUGGGGCCCAGUUGGUUUUUUUUUUUGUUCGCUCGUUUUGUCUUUUAACUUCCUGUCGGUAUCGCCGGCUUCUGUAAACACAAAAGUCAAAAGUCUCGGUCCUGAUUGGUUCACACAGCCUGGGAACACACGUCCACAUUAAUGAGGAGGUCAUGUGACCUGACACCACAUCCACCACCGAUAUCAGAUGAAAAAGAGCCUCUUUGGAGCAAAGUUGCCUUCAGAGUUAACUAUCGUACAGCUAGUUUAGCUAGCGCUCACCUAGCGCUCACCUAGCUCAGCUAUCUCAUCCUGUGUUAUAACAGCAGCUCGGUGUUUCUGGAAGCUAAUUUAUAAACUUUUCUACUAUAUAAUUAACAUUUUAUUAAUAAUGGCAUUUGGAAUAAUCGCGGCGUGGAACUGUCGGACCUUCGGUUUCAGACCAAACCCAGUGAAGCGAACAGAAUGAGACGCAGGACGCGACUUCAAAUGUAAACUGUACGCUGGUUUCCCUGCCAGGCUUCAGAUUUCUGACUUAAGACUUACAGAAGUCUGUGCGUUUAACUUUUCCUGAACUCGUCUCUGCUGUGUAUCGGCGCCAUAACCUGGGAUGAAGAAAUAUUAUUAUGUAUUAAAACACAGUUUUGAACAACCACGA
Siniperca chuatsi (mandarin fish) is the source of this 2746-nucleotide messenger RNA. It is a transcript of the gene psen2, whose product is annotated as presenilin 2. Gene Ontology annotation, biological process: amyloid-beta metabolic process; calcium ion transport; Notch receptor processing. Lineage: Eukaryota; Metazoa; Chordata; Actinopteri; Centrarchiformes; Sinipercidae. The transcript is spliced from 12 exons. Gene Ontology annotation, molecular function: aspartic endopeptidase activity, intramembrane cleaving. Gene Ontology annotation, cellular component: growth cone; membrane raft; ciliary rootlet. The coding region runs from base 261 to 1562 and encodes 433 amino acids. The record is from RefSeq and is a predicted model, not a curated record.